Molecule: messenger RNA, 2134 nt
Organism: Manihot esculenta (cassava)
Lineage: Eukaryota; Viridiplantae; Streptophyta; Magnoliopsida; Malpighiales; Euphorbiaceae
Exons: 13
Coding region: 151-1815 (554 amino acids)
Biological process (GO): GPI anchor biosynthetic process
Cellular component (GO): endoplasmic reticulum
Molecular function (GO): hydrolase activity
Source: RefSeq, a predicted model, not a curated record
CUUAUUAUUUUCCAUUGUUAUUUUCCUUUCCCUCUAAAAUAUUUCCGGACGGUGCAGAAGUCGAAGCCAAAGGUUGGGAAUCCUAGAGCAGGUGCAAGGCACUAAGAAGAAGGCAAAAUCAAGGUGGAAGGUAGGCGUCGGAGGAGCAAGAUGAAGCAGCAUCACAAGUUGACGCUGGCUCUGUGCGGGAUUUGGGCAGCUACUAUUCUUUAUGGCGAGAUGCUUGCCUUCUGGGUGCCCUCUCUCUGGUCUUGUUCCUGGCCUCAUCUUCAUCAUCUUCCUCGUUCAUCUGCCAAUACCAUGAUAAAUGGAGUAGGAUCUGGAAGUGAUUAUGUGAAAGUUGCUGUAAUAGCAGAUCCACAGCUUAUGGACAGAACCUCCCUCCGUCUACCCCCAAAAUCAUUUGCUUUGGAGACUGCACAAUUUUAUACUGAUUUAUACAUGCGCAGGGCAUUCUUUUCAUCUAUACGGCCUUUCAAACCUGAUGUGAUUUUGUUUUUGGGUGAUUACUUUGAUGGUGGCCCUUUUUUAUCAGAUCAAGAAUGGCAGGAGUCCUUACACCGCUUUAGGCAUAUCUUUGGUAUGAAUACGGAUGGAAGAUAUACAGAUAUUCAGGUUUACUUCAUUCCUGGCAAUCAUGAUAUUGGCUAUGCAAGCAUCAAUUCUCAUCAUCCAGAGGUUGUCAGGCGCUAUGUAGAAAGAUUUGGGAUUAGAAAUUUCCAGUUUACAGUAGGAAAAGUGGAGUUCAUUGCUGUUGAUGCUCAAACUCUUGAUGGGCGGCCACGAGAAAAUUUGGCUUCUGUGACUUGGGAGUUUGUAAAAAAUGUUUCUACAGACAUUCAAUUAGUUCCAAGGGUUUUAUUGAGCCAUAUUCCAUUGUACCGGAGGCAUGAUACUUAUUGUGGCUCUUACCGUAGUUCUCCAAUUAUCAACCAGGCAAUUUCAUAUUCUGCUCUCAGUGGAGAAAUAAAGUACCAGAAUUAUGUUACUGAGGAAUCCUCGUACAAAUUGCUGGAAUUAGUCAAGCCUGCAUUAAUUUUAUCAGGGCAUGAUCAUGACCAGUGUACGGUGGUACAUGAGUCAAACUUUGGAUCCAUAACUGAGCACACUUUAGGGACAAUAAGCUGGCAGCAGGGAAACUUAUAUCCGUCUUUCAUGCUAUUAUCUGUUAGCAACUCUGCAACUGCCAACGUUUCCAUCCCAGAAGAUCUAUUAAUUUCUCAACUUUGCUUCCUUCCAUGGCAAACACACAUUUAUAUAUGGUAUAUUUCCCUGUUUGUUCUGACCCUACUCACUCUCCUCUUUUGGCCAACAAGUGGGGUAAGUUUUGGGCAUCACUUGAGUGGUUUAAUGGAAUGCCUCAGACAUUACGGCAGCAUGUUUAGAGGGGAGAAAGACAAAAAUGAAGAUGAGAAUUGUGAAUAUGAAAUGAUGUGGGAUGCAGAAGGAGCAAUGCAUCUUGUGAAGAAAGUAGUAGAUACUUCUAUUUCACGAACAAGUGAUAAAGCUUCAGUUGAAAGGUGUUUCAUCUCUGCAUUCUCGUCAGCAUUCGUAAAUUCCACCAAGGGUAAUGCUGUGAUCCGGCCAACAGCAAGAAAGAACAUUUCUCAGGAGGGGGAGAUUUCCAUGAACUUGGACAUAAAUGCAGAUGUUGGAAAUGAUCCAAGCAUAAAAUUACCAAGUAGAAUAAGCAAAUCAAAGACAAGGAUCAUUAUCCAAAGACUAAUGAGGACCUUCAGAAUGGUGACAGUGAUUGCUGCUGUAAAUGUACCUAUAUACAUGAUGUUGCUCUUCAAAGAUUGGAUCGACCAGUGACCCUUGGAACAGAGCUUCAACAAAAGAUUAUGAUUCACGGGAAUUCUUACUCCUUUUAUUUCAGCAUUAAAGGAUGUCAUUGCCAAAGUUCUCCCUCUUGAAGUUCAACUGUGUUGAGCCAGUGCACCGGUCUGGGAAGUUCGUGAUGUUUUUAAUGCUUUUUAGCAGCUGCAAAAUGUGAUCGAGAAAUCAGUAUAGUUUCUUAGCUGCUUUUUUUUUUUUCUCGUUUCUCCCUGUGUUGAGAGAUUGGUAGUUGGAACUUUCUUUUACUUCAUUUAUUUAUUUGAGAGCGAUGGCUAGCAUUAAAUUUUCACCAAAA